Molecule: messenger RNA, 1384 nt
Organism: Aspergillus ibericus CBS 121593
Lineage: Eukaryota; Fungi; Ascomycota; Eurotiomycetes; Eurotiales; Aspergillaceae
Product: sugar phosphate isomerase/epimerase family protein
Exons: 1
Coding region: 147-1256 (369 amino acids)
Source: RefSeq, a predicted model, not a curated record
GGGCCAGGUUCUCCCUCCCCAAGACGGGAAAGCCUUCACCCCGCAUCUUCAGAACAGAACGAUUAGCCGGCUCAUGCGAUGACUCGUCGCCCCCUCUCGAGAAUCCAAGAAACCCACACCUCUUUUCACCACAUUAUACCUUAAUCAUGCCUAUCCCCUGGCCACCUCCUUCCAUCCCCAACGAGUUUGGCACUGCCACUCUCUCCCUCGGCAACGCCAUCCAUCAUCCCCUCCAACCCCGUCUCGAAGCAGCCGCCAAAGCCGGCUACCGCUGGAUCGACCUCUUCGACGAAUGCUGGGCCGCCUAUCUCGAGGAACAUGGACUUCCCGGUGACCAGCUCUGGGAAGCGACCCCGGACAACCUACAGAUCGCACGGAAGCUCGGCGCCCUAGUUCGGUCCCUGGGAAUGCGCAUCGCAUGCACCCAGCCUCUGCGCAAGAUCGAGGGCAUCAAGGACCCCGCUGAGCGGCGCGCCUCGCUGGAUCUGGUGGCCAAGCGUUUCCCGUUCAUGCGCGCCUUUGACACCGACCUCGUGUUUAUGUGUGCCAACAUCCGCACCGAUGAGGGAGUCACGUCGGACCUGAAGACGGUUGCACGCGAUCUAGCGGAACUCGGCGACAUGGCCAAGGCUUAUUCGGAUGCAGAUGGUGGUCCCAUGUUGCGUAUCGGGUAUGAGGGUCUUUCCUGGGCGACGCGCAACACCUGGGCAUCCACUUGGGAAGUCGUGCGGAUGGCCAACCGUCCGAAUGUUGGACUGAUUGUCGAUGCAUUCAAUGUGCUGGCGGUGGAGUUUGCGGAUCCGUAUAACCCCGCUGGUCAUGGCCGUAUUUAUCCAACCCUGGAGGAGUCCUUGGACGUGUUACGUGCCUCUCUAGCGUCGCUUGUGGCUUCGGUGCCUGGCGAUCGCAUCUUCUUCUUUCAGGUGGGCGAUGCGGAGCUCAUGUAUCCCAAGACCUUUCGCCCGCCGACGGAUCCAGAAGUGCCUGCAUUGUUGCCGUGGUCGCGCGGACAUCGCUUGUUUCCGUUUGAAUCGCAGCGCGGGGGAUAUAUGCCGGUGGAGCUGGUUGCCGCCGCGGUAGUGGCGACGGGAUACCGGGGGCCGAUGUCUUUGGAGGUGUUUAACAAUUCGCUGAAUGUACCGGGUCCAGAGGUCGCCAGUGUUCAUGCUGAACGAGGGAUUACAGGUCUGCGCAAACUGGCCGAGGCAGUCUCUCGAGUUCCAGCGUUCUGGGAGACGUGGCAGGCUCGUUUAUAAAAUAUGGGUUGUCGUAUUGAUCCUUUUGUAUAUUGCAGCUAAGCGGAUUGGAUAUUCCCAAGCUCAAUCCAUUGCACGCUGAUCUACGACCAUCUCUAGAAAGGGUAGCAACGUUACGCCUUCAUAAA